GUGUGUGUGUGUGUGUGUGUAACGAUGGCGGUCCCGAUGCUGAAGAUGGGGCUGGUGCUCAGUACCAUGGCCAUGGUGACUAACUGGAUGUCCCAGACGCUCCCUAAACUGGUGGGACUGGAUCAGACUGGGGCUCGACCCGGAACCUCCGAGAAGUUCAUCAGUGUGGUGUAUCCGGGGCAGGAUGAAGGAUGGCAGGUGUUUGGUUCUGUAUCUGAUGUAGGAGGGAAGUGUGUGUGUCGGCUCCUGGCCCCCCCGCCGAACCACUGCCAGAGAGAACCACGACACACUCGCCUUCGCCAGAUCGCCCAGCAUAUGCAGAAUGUGUCUCAGUAUCUGGAGAUGUUGGACUGGCGAACAUCUCGAGAUCUGCAGCAUAUCAGAGACACAGAGCAGAAGAUCAUCAGCGUGGAGAUGAGAGUGAAGACCGCAAUAUCAAACCCUCGCACUGUCACUGCUGAAGUUCUACAGGACCUGGAACAGAGUGUGCUGGAGUGUGUUCCUCUGCGCGCUGUGUUGGCUCGGUUUAAGUCGGAGGUGUUGAAGGUGGAGGUGUUGAAGCGGGAGAUGGACAGCGUGAGCGCGAGUCUCACCCAGGAGCAGAGACACACCUACAACAGCAUUCAACAGCUGGAGCAGAGAGAGAUCCUGCUGCAGAGUCGACUGCACGCCUGCGCCAGCUCAAUUGGGUGUGGUAAGCUGCUGGGAAUCAGUAGCCCGGUCACCAUCAGGUCCUUGGGGUCCAGAUUUGGCUCUUGGAUGAUGGACAGCAUGAUUUCCAGCUCUGAUGAACGAGUUUGGUCGAUGGACGGCUACUUUAAGGGAAAGCGUGUGUUUGAGUACAGGUCGCUGAGGGACUUCGCUAUUGGACGCAACUUUGAUGUGCAUCACCUUCCUCAUCCAUGGUCAGGUACAGGUCAUGUGGUCUAUAACGGCUCUCUCUACUACAACAAACACCAGACGAAUGUGAUUGUGCGCUACCACCUUCUCUCUCACAGCGUGCUAACACAGCGCCCUCUCGCUCAUGCCGCCUACAACAACACCUUCCCGUACUCCUGGGGUGGAUCCUCUGACAUCGACCUCAUGGCGGACGAGAGCGGCCUCUGGGCAGUCUACACCACCCUGAUGCACGGCGGGAACAUGGUGCUGGGCCGUCUGAACCCGGUCACACUGGAACUGGUGCAGUCCUGGGACACGGGUUUCCCCAAACGCAGCGCCGGGGAGGCCUUCAUCGUGUGCGGCUCGCUCUACGUCACCGACUCGCACCUAAACGGAGCCAAGAUCCACUACAUCUACCACACCGACACACACAUGUACGAGUACACACACAUCCCGUUCCACAACCAGUACUCGCACAUCUCCAUGAUGGACUACAAUCCUAGAGAGAAGGCGCUGUACGCCUGGAACAACGGGCACCAGGUCAUCUACAACAUCACGCUCCUGCAGGAGGUCAAGAUCUUCACAGAGGUGUAGGGAAUGGAGGAGAAGAGGGAAGAGCAAAAUUAAUAACCA
Messenger RNA from Clarias gariepinus (North African catfish), 1512 nucleotides. It is a transcript of the gene olfm2b, whose product is annotated as olfactomedin 2b. Gene Ontology annotation, biological process: signal transduction. The transcript is spliced from 7 exons. Lineage: Eukaryota; Metazoa; Chordata; Actinopteri; Siluriformes; Clariidae. The record is from RefSeq and is a predicted model, not a curated record. The coding region runs from base 25 to 1473 and encodes 482 amino acids.